CAGUCUGGCUAAACCCUUCGGGGCUUUAAAAACACCAGUCACUCUCAACCGCACCACACGUCCAUUACAGAAGGAUCGCCGACGGUGGUAGCUGGAGAUUUCACUCCGACGGACGCAGGAUUGCGAGUGUAGAGCAAUCGACAAGGCGGUUUCUGUGAAGAUCGGUUCAGCAUAAAGAACCAACUAUGUCUGAUCUUCGGGCACCCCUUCGACCGAAAAGGAAGAAGGAAUUUGUGGAUUUUUUGGUUCAUUUCCGAUGGAUAGUUGUUAUCUUUGUUGUCCUCCCAAUUUCUUUCACUCUCUACUUUCUUACUUACAUAGGCGAUGUAAAAUCUGCAAUGAAAUCAGAUAAAAGACGACAGAAAGAACACGAAGAAAAUGUUAAGAAAGUUGUGGAUCGUAUCAAGCAGAGAAAUCCCACAAAAGAUGGCCUUGUGUGCACUGCCAGAAAGCCGUAUAUAGCAGUGGGCAUGAGAAAUGUUGAUUAUAAACGUGCUAGGCAUUUUGAGGUUGAUCUUUCAGCAUUUAGAAAUAUAAUCGAGAUUGAUAAAGAGAGGAUGGUUGCCAAGGUGGAGCCUCUUGUUAAUAUGGGCCAAAUUACAAGAGCUACUGUUCCCAUGAAUUUAGCUCUUGCUGUCGUUGCUGAGCUUGAUGAUCUCACGGUGGGUGGUCUAAUCAAUGGCUAUGGCAUAGAAGGAAGCUCUCAUAUAUAUGGCCUGUUCUCUGAUACUGUAGUUGCUUUGGAAGUUGUGCUUGCUGAUGGGCGUGUUGUCACGGCAACAAAAGAUAACGAGUACUCUGACCUUUUCUAUGCUAUUCCAUGGUCUCAAGGAACACUUGGGCUUAUGGUUUCUGCAGAGAUUAAGCUCAUACCUGUUAAAGAGUACAUGAAGUUAACUUACAAACCAGCAAGAGGAAACUUGAAAGAACUUGCACAGGCAUAUGCGGAUUCUUUUGCACCAAGGGAUGGAGACCAAUCAAAGAUUCCUGAUUUUGUUGAGGGGAUGAUAUACACUCCUACAGAAGCUGUAUUCAUGACUGGAGUAUAUGCUUCUAAGGAAGAGGCAAAGAAAAAAGGAAACGUAAUCAACAACCAAGGAUGGUGGUUUAAGCCUUGGUUUUACCAACAUGCCCAGAAAGCACUAAAGAAGGGUGAGUUUGUUGAGUACAUUCCAACCAGGGAAUAUUAUCACAGGCACACAAGAUGUAUUUAUUGGGAGGGAAAGCUUAUAUUGCCAUUUGCCGAUCAAUGGUGGUUCAGGUGGCUUCUUGGUUGGAUCAUGCCUCCAAAGGUUUCACUACUUAAGGCUACACAGGGUGACACUAUUAGGAAUUACUAUCAUGAUAGGCACGUGAUACAAGAUUUGUUGGUUCCUCUAUACAAAGUUGGUGAGGCUCUUGAAUUUGUUCACCGAGAAAUGGAGGUUUAUCCCAUCUGGCUCUGUCCUCAUCGCCUCUUCAAACUCCCAGUUAAAACCGCGGUGUUUCCAGAGCCGGGCUUUGAGCACCACCACAGGCAGGGAGACACGAGCUAUGCUCAAAUGUUCACCGACAUUGGUGUAUACUAUGCUCCGGGACCUGUCCUCAGAGGUGAGGAAUACAAUGGCUCGGAGGCCGUCCAUCAUCUUGAACAGUGGAUGAUUGAGAACCAUGGCUUCCAACCCCAGUAUGCAGUUUCCGAACUCAGUGAGAAGGAUUUCUGGAGGAUGUUUGAUGGAGGCCUGUAUGAGCAAUGCCGCAGGAAAUAUGGAGCCGUGGGAACCUUUAUGAGCGUCUACUACAAGUCUAAGAAAGGCAGGAAGACCGAGAAGGAGGUUCGAGAAGCCGAGGCAGCCAUCCUCGAAUCUGCAGAUGCUGAAGUGGCAUAAAUUGAUCUGCUAAUGUCAAAGGAGUAAAUUCUAAACUUAACGGUGAGUUGUUAUCAUUUAUCCCUAAGAGCUGCAGGUUUUAUCCCUUUAUCGAUGGCGUUUUCUUGUUUGUUUCGAGGCGUUUCUGGUCUUGUAUGGAGGGAGUGAUUUUGAGCUUUCGUUUUUCCUGUUUCAUGUUUUAUCGCAGUGGAAUCUAACCGUUCAUUUUGUUGAUAUCUUUGAAAGAUUGUUGGAACUA
Phalaenopsis equestris is the source of this 2106-nucleotide messenger RNA. RefSeq names its product delta(24)-sterol reductase-like. Lineage: Eukaryota; Viridiplantae; Streptophyta; Magnoliopsida; Asparagales; Orchidaceae. Gene Ontology annotation, molecular function: FAD binding; oxidoreductase activity, acting on the CH-CH group of donors, NAD or NADP as acceptor. The record is from RefSeq and is a predicted model, not a curated record. Gene Ontology annotation, cellular component: membrane; cytoplasm. The transcript is spliced from 3 exons. Gene Ontology annotation, biological process: steroid metabolic process. Bases 186 to 1868 code for a protein of 560 amino acids.